AUGUCUCACAACGUUCCCGCAGGCACACAGCAAGUGGCAAGCAUGGACGUGAAAUCUUUGACAGCAGCGGAUUCAAACGGCAAUGGUCAGCUCUCUCCUGCUUGUAGAGCCAAAGAUACCAAAAUGAAAGCUGGCAAUCCCAAAAUGAAUGGGGAAAAUCUCGGAUGGAAUGGGGAAAAUCUCGGAAGGAAUGCGGACUCCAAGGACUCCCGCCAAACGAGCAACGGUGACGUCAGACUGGCCGGUGUGGAGGAGUACGACUACGUGCACCUGACUGUCUAUGACCUACACACCAGGGCCAAAGGUCGCCUCAUCCGAGCCUCCAUGCUGCCUCAGGUGGCCAGUGCAGGGAUGGGCAUGUAUGCAGGAAUCUGUUUCACCGCCAUCAACGGCCUCCUCACCAAAGACGGUUUCGGGGAGAGACACAGGUACGGCAAUCUGAACAUGAUGCCGGACAUGUCCACUCUGGCGCCGUGCCUGGGAGUAACCAGUGGUCAGAGGCGGAUCGGACAGGUCAUCUGUGACAUGGCCCACCUGGACGGGACCAAGGACCUGACGUGCCCGCGAGUGGCCGCCCUACACCAGCUGUCCAGGCUCAGGGAGCGCGGGCUGACCAUGUUGUGUGGUGUAGAGAUGGAGUUCACGCUCACAGACCUCGCCACGGGCCAGGGGUUCGGACACACCAACCAGUUCACAGACAUGAACGUUCUCUGUCACAGCCAGGACCUGUUGCUUGACUUUAUGGAGGACGCCCAGGAGAUGGGGAUUUCCCUGACCACACUACAGGUGGAGGAGGGGGUGGGGGCGUUUGAGUUCACCACUGACCCCAUGACGGGAAUUGAGGCCAUAGACGUAACAGCCCGCCUCCGAAACGCCAUGGACGUGUUCUUCAAGUCCCGCGGCUACCAGGUGUCCUUCAUGACCAUGCAGACACUCGACCCCGGGACGGCCACGGUGCAGCAGCUGAACCACUCGCUGUGGACGGCAGACGGACAGAACGCUCUCCACGACAGCUCCGACCCACAGGGACUCUCCAAAGUGGCGAGACACUGGCUAGCGGGGCUCGUGCAUCACGGACCGGCGCUCACGGCGUUUGGCCUGCCCACCGUCAACUGCUACAGCUCUUUUGUACAGCUGGAGAUGCCUCGCGUGACCCCGCAGAUACCACGUGACCUGAGGACGGCGCUGUCAGCCCUACAGGAGGACGCCGUGAUGGUGCAAGCCCUGGGGCCAGACUUGGUCCAGCGGUUUGUCCACUGUAAGACCACUCACGAGAUCCAAGUGCUUCAGACUCGCGUGGGUGACAGCCGGGAAGAAAUCUUUGGCUGGGAGCGUGACAUGUACUUUUCUCGUGUAUAA
Messenger RNA from Aplysia californica (California sea hare), 1359 nucleotides. Its product is annotated as lengsin. The record is from RefSeq and is a predicted model, not a curated record. The transcript is spliced from 7 exons. Gene Ontology annotation, molecular function: glutamine synthetase activity. Lineage: Eukaryota; Metazoa; Mollusca; Gastropoda; Aplysiida; Aplysiidae. Gene Ontology annotation, cellular component: cytoplasm; membrane. The coding region runs from base 1 to 1359 and encodes 452 amino acids.